GGCAACCAAGGCCUGCUAGGUGGCCGCCUUGCGGAGCACAGAGCCCGCUGCCACACUGCCCUCCAUCAGAACAUCAGAAACCCCCAGGGCCCCCUGGGCUGGUGCAAAACUCCAUCCGUGGAAAGAAAGCCCGGGUGAAUGCCGGCACAAUGGCAGUGCCCUGGGAGGAAUAUUUCCGACUGGCCUUGCAAGAGAAACUGCCUGCGAAGAUCCCGGAGCAAAGUGUGGACCACUUCCCGCCAGUGCUGCGUCUCCUGGAGAAGAGGCAGGAGCUGAUAGACGCAGACCGAGGCCUGCAGGCCCAGAAGGAGGUGUUCCAGACCACGAGAGCAGCGCUGAAAGAGCGCUGGGAACAGUUGGAACAGAAGGAGCAGGAGCUAAAGGGGUCCUUUGUGCGCUUUGACAAGUUCCUGCAGGACACGGAGGCCCGGCGCAGCCGCGCCCUGCGGAGGGCGGCCCAGGAGCGGCUCCAGGCGGACCGCCGGGAGGCGGAGGCCCUACGGCUUCGGGCCCAGGUCGAGGAGCUGCAGCGGGAGCGCGCGCGGCUGCGGUGCCGGCUGGAGCGCCUGGAGCCCUGCGCGCGCCUGCUGGGGCGAGUGCUGGAGCAGCUGCCGGAGUUCCAAGAGGUCCCCGAGCUGGUGGCGCGCUUCGACGGCCUGGUCGAUAUGCAGGCGGCGCUGAGGCUCACGGAGCGCCAGCGGCUGGCCGAGCUGGAGGAGGCGCGUGCUCGGCUGCAGCGGCUGCGGGACGCGGGGCAGAGCGAGCUGCUCGGGCAGGGCCAGCGGCGAGUGCAGCUGCUGGAGCGCCUGGAGGCCGCGAGGGAGCGCACGCUGCGCUGGGAAUCCAAGUGGAUUCAGAUCCAGAACACGGGGGCGGAGAAGACCCUUCUCCUGGGACGCACUAGGAUGGCAGCGCUCAACCUGUUCCAGCUAGUGUGCCGGCACAAGACGCACCCGCCUGCCCUGGACAUCGAGGACACUGAGGGGCAGCUGGAGCAGGUGAGCUCCCUCCUUACGUGCCCUCCAACCCCCAGAUUCAGAGCUUCACAGUGCCUGAAGUCUCCGGGUUCAGUAUGA
Molecule: messenger RNA, 1076 nt
Organism: Prionailurus viverrinus (fishing cat)
Lineage: Eukaryota; Metazoa; Chordata; Mammalia; Carnivora; Felidae
Gene: CFAP73
Product: cilia and flagella associated protein 73
Exons: 6
Coding region: 150-1076 (308 amino acids)
Biological process (GO): spermatid development
Source: RefSeq, a predicted model, not a curated record